Molecule: messenger RNA, 354 nt
Organism: Cetraspora pellucida
Lineage: Eukaryota; Fungi; Glomeromycota; Glomeromycetes; Diversisporales; Gigasporaceae
Source: the annotation of a GenBank genome assembly
AUGCUAGGUGGGGAAUUAUUUGAUAAACUCGAAAGUCUGGCUCGCCGAAUUCGACAGGACGAGCAACCGUUCGGUGGUAUCCAAUUAAUUCUAGCCGGAGAUUUCUGCCAACUUCCCCCAGUUGGCAAAUCUCCGCUUUAUUGCUUUGCGGCGAAAUCCUGGGAAAAUUAUAUCCGGGAGACCGUCAAUUUAACCCAGGAAGCCGAAGCCACUAAUAACCAAGAGUUAGUUCAAUUACCCGGACCUUCUUACUUGUUUGCGGCCGAAGACCAAGAAAAAGAACCCGGCAAAUUAAAAGAGUUAAUUCGGGAUUGUCUGGCAGCCGCCAAGUUAGAAUUAAAAAUCGGUGCCCAA